Kickxella alabastrina is the source of this 1605-nucleotide messenger RNA. RefSeq lists its product as uncharacterized. The transcript is spliced from 6 exons. Gene Ontology annotation, molecular function: acyltransferase activity, transferring groups other than amino-acyl groups. The coding region runs from base 141 to 1508 and encodes 455 amino acids. Lineage: Eukaryota; Fungi; Kickxellomycota; Kickxellomycetes; Kickxellales; Kickxellaceae. The record is from RefSeq and is a predicted model, not a curated record.
CGGGCAUGGCCAACUCAAUAACCAACCCACCAACGCCCUUGUUUGCUCUCCUUUUCUCUUCUCUACUUGAAACCACUUUAUUUAUCACUAUCGCCAGCACAAGAAAAGCUUUUAUCUCAUCCCGAGAAGAACAGCCAUAUAUGGAAGAUUUUAUCAGCACCCGAUCCAGCUGCAUCCAUGGACACUCAGGCAGCGUUUCUCAACGUACCCUACCACUUUUUUUUGCCAACACCGAUGCCAAGCCUGAAUUCAUGCCGAAUGAAGUGAUCCGCGCGGCAUUCUACAUGGCACUCAAGCAGUUUCCCAUCCUAGCAGGGUACCUACGCCCAGACGGCGGCGGCCAAACAUGCGUAGUCAUUGACCGCAAAGAUCUCAACAUGCCCGAGUACAAAGAGUCCACAAGCAACAUCCACCUAGACACUCUUAGAGACAGCAAGUUCCACCACACGCUCUCCACAACCGGUGCAAUCACAAAGGCCGGCGCCGACGGCCGCAUAAAAAUGAUCAACGUGCAUAUUGUGCGUCUGAAAGGAAACAGCGGCGUCGUUCUGUUUGUCAACAUUCCGCACUACGUCGUCGACGGGACCGGGUUCUUCUCGUUUGUCGAGCUCUGGGGCACCCUGUGUCGGGCGCUUCGCACCCAGGAUCACGAGCUUGCGCUGCGCGCUUCCGGCCCCGCUGGAUAUGACACAUUGCGGAUCUACACGGGCUUUAACCCAAUUGCUGACUGGCUCGCGUGGCUGUCCCCCAAUACCCGCGCCCAGCUUUUGGACAGGGCCAAGUUCGGCUCAGAUAUUACUUCGCACACUUUCCGCAUACCGCGGGACUCCCUGGAGGCCCUACGCGCGCUGGUUGCCACGCAUAUGCCCGAUGGCCAGCAGGUUAUUGCUACGCAUGUGCUUGCCGCACUGCUGAGCAAGACUGUCGCCCAGGCGCACAAGAAAAGCCGCGAUCAAAAGACAUUGCCAGUGGCAAAUCUGCCGGAAGUGGUGUCGCAGGGAUGCUAUCUGCACUUGUUUCUGGGCAAGGAGACCCAUCAGUCCUUGAAUCUGCUCGCCGACAUGCGCCAUCCGCUGGAACUCACGGAUAAAAGCUACAUGGGCAACGGGCUGAUUCCACACAACACACACCCUGAAUCCCUGGCUGAGGCGACAGCCACAGUUAGCAGGAUCUACGCCGGCGCUGAUGCGCAGCUUGUCGGCAGCUUUGUCGAUAUGAUUGCCGCUCGACCAUCUUGCUUUACGCGGCCAAUGGUGUAUUUGGCCACUCACCCGACGUCGCUCGUAAUCACAAAUGAGACUACGUUUAAGCUUUAUGCGGCCGAUUUCGGCGAUGGAUUGCCCGAAUGGGUAUGCACGAUUCCCUCGUUUGUUGCCAACUUUGUCGGUUUUUUGCCCAGCCCGCCUCCAAGCACAGAUAUCGUUGUCAAUAUCACGAUGAAAAGCCGGGUGAUGAAACAUAUUCUCCUGGACAGUUUUUGGAGAGACAUUGCCACUAUUGUUUACUAAUCUAGUUAUUCAAAUUUAAUGACAUUGUCAUUUUUCCCAGCCAAAGACAGCCCUUGUCGGCUCGUGUAUGCAAAUUAUGUGUUGUUCUUCAAUAGCA